UCACCCCGCCGGCGUCUGCAGUGAGAAGGCGGCUGUCCCCAGCCUCCGCUCCCCGCUUGGGGCGGGGGGAAGGCGUCUUUGUCGCCCGGGACGGACGGUGGGAGCCCUGGACUGUUUAAAUCCCGGAUCCCAGCCCUGGGUUCAGUCCGUUUUCUUUUGGGACUUCAGUUUCCCUAUCUAUCAGAGAGGCUCUGUGAGGACUGGGGUGAGGGAUGGGAGAUCCUGCAAGUGAAAGUACUUUAUGACCCUCAUAAACCUGGGGGCCCCACAAAAUGUUUCUGUUUGAGGGCCCAGGAGGCUGAGCUGGCCACCCCCGUCUUGUUGGAGGCCAUAGAGAGGUCCCCUCCUGCAGUAACUUUCCUGCCUGGGCACCUGUCAGUAGGAAGGAGCCGGGCAAUGUUGAGUACCCACUCUGUGCCAGCUGCCUGCCUGCAAAGCCUCUUAGCCUUGCUGAAGGGUUUCAUCUUUGUAUGGAUGAGGGGUGAGGCCCAGUGAGAGGAGGCUGUUGGCCCAGGCCCAGGCCCACCUCAAGUCAGUGUGGACAGGACAGAGAGCUCAGGCUAGGGAUCUUGGGGGCUUUUGGGGCUCCCAGGGUUGUGCUCAUGGGUCCUGCAGGGUACUUUUACCCAGUGCGUAGCUGCCCAUAGUGGGUUAGAGGGUCCCAGGCUGACCCAGCCAGGCUGCUACUCACCAGCUGGGGGAGAGGGCCUGUGGCUAGAGCUAUGUGGAGAGUGUGGCCUGCUCUACAAGAAGGAGUCAGGACAGACAGCAUUUGCUUUUAUCAAGGGGAAACCGAAUCCCUGAAUGACCAUGUCUGAAUGUGCUUGGGUACAGACAGUGUUUGGGCUGUGCCUAGAACAUGCAGAUAUACUUGGCACACACAUGCAGCUGACUCUGCUCCAAGCCUCGAUCUGUUUCAUGGAGUAAUGGGUUGGUGAUGGCAGUUCUGAAGUCUAGAGUCUUGUGCCCAAGCCUAGGCUUGGGGCAAGUUAAUGGGCCCUGUGGGGCCUUGGCCAUGCGUGGCACUGACCCAUCCAGUUGUUGCAGGGUUUUCUGAUAACGCGAAGCACCAGGCAUUGCUUCCUGAUGUCACAGGUGCCCAAGAAAUGGCUGUGUGUCAGGGAGCACGGGCUAUGUGGGUGGUAUUGCUUGCACAUGGACAAGGGGCAUGCAAAUGUGUGAUGCCCUUUACAGGGCCAGCCCCUGCUCCACUGUUGCUCACACAGCCUUUUCUCCUUUCCCCAGACAUGCUUCAGCUCAUCAACAACCAAGACAGUGACUUUCCCGGCCUGUUUGACCCACCCUAUGCUGGGGGUGGAUCAGGGGGCACAGACCCCACAAGUCCAGAAGCCAGUUCCCCGGGCAGCCUAUCUCCACCUCAUGCCACUAUGAGCUCCCCACUUGAAGGCUUUCUGGAGGGGCCCAAGGCAAUACCCCCACUGUUGUCCCCUCCCCAGCCUGCACCCACAUUGAAGACAUACCCACCAGUGCCUGCCUUCUCCCCCGGGCCUGGUAUCAAGGAGGAGCCAGUACCACUGACCAUCCUGCAGCCCCCCAACCCACAGCCUCUGCCAGGGGCCCUCCCGCCCCAGAGCUUUCCGGCCCCAGCCCCACAGCAGCUCAACCCUGCCCCUGUGUUGGGCUAUCCCAGCUCUCUUGGAGGCUUUUCCACAGGGACCCCUCCAGGGAGCACCCCACAGCCAUUGUCUGGCCCGCCAGGGGUCCCGCCCAUCUCCUUGCACACCCAGGUUCAGAGUGCAGCCCCCCAGCAACUGUUGACAGCCACAGCCACCACCUCAGUGGCCCCUGGAACAACCACUGUGACCUCGCAGAUACAGCAGGUCCCGGUCCUGCUGCAGCCCCACUUCAUCAAGGCAGACUCACUGCUCCUGACAGCCAUGAAAACAGACAUGGGAGCCCCUGUGAAGGCAGCGGGUAUUGGCUCCCUGGCUCCUGGCACGGCUGUGCAGGCUGGGCCCUUGCAGACCCUGGUGAGUGGUGGAGCCAUCCUGGCGACAGUGCCAUUGGUAGUGGAUGCUGACAAGCUGCCCAUCAAUCGGCUGGUGUCCAGUGGCAAGGCUCUGGGUUCGGCCCAAAGCCGUGGAGAGAAGCGCACAGCCCACAAUGCCAUUGAGAAGCGCUACCGUUCCUCCAUCAAUGACAAGAUCAUCGAGCUCAAGGACCUGGUGGUGGGCACUGAGGCGAAGCUGAAUAAAUCUGCUGUCUUGCGCAAGGCCAUUGACUACAUUCGCUUUCUACAACAGAGCAACCAGAAACUCAAGCAGGAGAACUUGAGUCUGCGUACUGCUGCCCACAAAAGCAAAUCUCUGAAGGACCUGGUGUCAGCUUGUGGCAGUGGAGGAAACUCCGACGUGCCCAUGGAGAGCGUAAAGCCUGAGGUGGUGGACACACUGAGCCCACCACCUUCGGAUGCAGGCUCGCCCUCCCAGAGCAGCCCCUUGUCCCUUGGCAGCAGGAGUAGUGGCAGUGGUGGCAGUGGCAGUGACUCGGAGCCCGACAACCCAGUCUUCGAGGACAGCCAGGUGAAGCCACAACAGCUGCCAUCCCCCCACAGUCGGGGCAUGCUGGACCGCUCCCGCCUGGCCCUGUGCGCACUCGUCUUCCUCUGUCUGUCCUGCAACCCUUUGGCCUCUCUGCUGGGCAGCUGGGAUCUCCCUGGUCCCUCAGAUGCCACCAGCAUCCACCAGGGUUCUGGGCGCAACAUGCUGGGCACUGAGGACAGAGAUGGCCCUGGCUGGGCACCAAAGCUGCUAACUCCACUGCUCUGGCUGACGAAUGGGCUGCUGGUGCUGGUCUCCUUGGCAUUUCUCUUCGUCUAUGGAGAGCCUGUCACUCGGCCCCACUCAGGCCCUGCUGUACACUUCUGGAGGCACCGUAAGCAGGCCGACCUGGACCUGGCCAGGGGGGACUUUGCCCAGGCCGCCCAGCAGCUGUGGCUGGCCCUUCGAGCACUGGGUCGGCCCCUGCCUACCUCCCACCUGGACCUGGCCUGUAGCCUGCUCUGGAACCUCAUCCGCCACCUGCUGCAGCGUCUCUGGGUGGGCCGCUGGCUGGCAGGCCAGGCUGGGGGUCUGCAGAGGGACUGCGCUCUGCAGGCAGAUGCCCGCACUAGUGCCCGAGAAGCAGCCCUCGUCUACCACAAGCUGCACCAGCUUCACGCCACUGGGAAGUACAAAGGUGGGCACCUCACUGCUGCCAACCUGGCACUGAGUGCACUGAACCUGGCAGAAUGUGCGGGGGACACUGUGUCUGUGGCUACUCUGGCUGAGAUCUACGUGGCUACUGCACUGACAAUCAAGACUAGUCUCCCUCGGGCCUUGCAUUUUCUGACACGCUUCUUCCUGAGUAGUGCCCGCCACGCCUGCCUGUCACAGAGUGGCUCAGUGCCCGUUGCUGUGCAGUGGCUCUGCCACCCUGUGGGCCACCGUUUCUUCGUGGAUGGGGACUGGGCCCUGUGCAGUCCCCCAAGAGAGAGCCUGUACAGUUCGGCUGGGAACGCAGUGGACCCCUUGGCCCAGGUGACUCAGCUGUUCCGAGAACAUCUCUUGGAGCGAGCUCUGAAUUGUGUAGCCCAGCCUAGCCCCAAUCCUGCAUCAGCUGACGGGGACAGAGAAUUCUCGGAUGCCCUCGGGUACCUCCAGCUGCUGAGCAGCUGUUCUGAUGCUGCCGGGGCCCCAGCCUGCAACUUCUCCGUCAGUUCCAGCAUGGCCACCACCACCGGCACAGACCCGGUGGCCAAGUGGUGGGCCUCGCUGAUGGCUGUGGUGAUGCACUGGCUGCGGCGGGAUGAAGAGGCGGCUGAGCGGCUGUAUCCACUGGUGGAGCACCUGCCCCGGGCCCUGCAGAAGUCAGAGAGACCUUUGCCCAGGGCAGCUCUGCACUCCUUCAAGGCUGCCCGGGCCCUGCUGGGCCGCGGGAAGACAGAGUCUGGCCCGGCCAGCCUGGCCAUCUGUGAGAAGGCCAGUGGGUACCUGCAGGACAGCCUGGCUACCACUGCAGCUGGCAGCUCUAUUGACAAGGCCAUGCAGUUGCUCCUAUGUGACCUGCUCCUUGUGGCACGCACUAGCCUGUGGCUAAGGCAGCAGCCGACUGCACCAGCCCAGGCCUCACAGGGCCCUGGCAAUGGAGCCCAGGCCUCUGCCCUCGAGCUGCGUGGCUUCCAGAGGGAUCUUAGUGGCCUGAGGCGACUGGCGCAGAGUUUCCAGCCUGCCAUGCGGAGGGUGUUCCUACAUGAGGCCACAGCCCGGCUGAUGGCAGGGGCCAGCCCCACUCGGACACAGCAGCUCCUGGACCGCAGUCUGAGGAAAAGGGCAGGCUCCAGUGGCAAAGGAGGUGCAGCAGAGCUGGAGCCGCGCCCCACGCGGCGGGAGCACGCCGAGGCCCUGCUGCUGGCCUCCUGCUGCCUGCCGCCCUGCUUCCUGUCGGUGCCCGGGCAGCGAGUGGGCAUGCUGGCCGAGGCCGAGCGCAUGCUGGAGAAGCUCGGUGACCGUCGGCUGCUGCACGACUGCCAGCAGAUGCUCAUGCGCCUGGGCGGCGGGACCACAGUCACCUCCAGCUAGACCCCCGCCGUUGGUCCAGCCCCAGUGCCCAGUUUCACCGCCUUGGCGCCCUUUGGCUGUGUCACCGGCGGGAGCCUCAAAUGCCAAAGGCAACGCCAGAGACCAGUGUCCACGAUUCAAGCAGGGACUGCACUGUAUCGGCGGGGGGGAGGGGGCCAAAUGGGAGAUCCUCGGGGGCUUUUGCCUCUUGACCUGGGAGGCCCGCGGGGGCGCCAUCCCGCCGCCUCCGCCUGCACCCCGACUCCACCAGCCGAGUUGAAGCCAGGAUGGUACUGACCUCUGGUGGCAGAUCGGGGGAUUGCAGGAGCCUGCCCCAUGUGUCACCUCUGCUCCCCAGGCGCCAGGUGCCUCUUCCGGGAAGGUAGGGAGUGCACGCCACUCAGCGGAGGGGGCAACGCGGCUGUCCUGGCCAGCAAGGGGGCCCUGCGCCGGGCCCCUCUUUCCCUUCCGGAGAGAGCUUGUAGAUCAGGGCGCAUCAGCCUCCUGGUCUCUGAGGCUCAAGUGUUACUUCGACGUUUGCAAACUUUAUUUUCAUAGGUUGAGAAGUUUUGUACAGAGAAUAAAUAAUGAAAUUAUUUAUAA
Molecule: messenger RNA, 5162 nt
Organism: Miniopterus natalensis
Lineage: Eukaryota; Metazoa; Chordata; Mammalia; Chiroptera; Miniopteridae
Source: RefSeq, a predicted model, not a curated record